Messenger RNA from Dermatophagoides farinae (American house dust mite), 506 nucleotides. RefSeq names its product kxDL motif-containing protein CG10681. Lineage: Eukaryota; Metazoa; Arthropoda; Arachnida; Sarcoptiformes; Pyroglyphidae. The record is from RefSeq and is a predicted model, not a curated record. Gene Ontology annotation, cellular component: BORC complex. Gene Ontology annotation, biological process: lysosome localization.
UGUUGUUAUUUUUGAUCAAAAAUGUCUCAACAACAACAACCAUCAGAUGAAUCUACGAAAUCUGAAAACGUUGAAUAUCUAAUCAAUCAAUUGGCCGAUUUGAUUGAUAAAAAAGAUGUGGACAAAAUCACUGAUAUACAACGAAGUUUAUUGAAUCGAUUUGAAAAAUCAAAUCAAAUGCUUGUCUAUUGUAAUGAACUUUCUAAUCAACAUUAUCUUAAAUUAUCUAAAGAUUUUCGUUCACAUACAACAAAAUUGAAUGAAAUGUAUAAAGAUUUGGACAUAGUAUUUCAUCGAAUCCGGAUGAUUAAACAAAAAUUACGAGAAAAAUAUCCUGAUGUUUUGAUUGAAAAACAGGAACAAGAAAAUGUCAUUGAUGAAGAAAAUACGAAUAUCAUAACAGAAACGAUGGAAAAUUUAAUGCUCGAAAAUCAAAUGACAACAAAUGAAGAAUCUUCAAACAUUUCCGAAACGAAUGAUCAAUGUCAAAAGAAUAGCUGAAAAUG